UCGGUCUCAUCCUGGUCAAUGAGCCCAUCAGAUGAGUAUUGUCCGGAGCAUUGAUGAAUAUUUAACCGAGCCUAUGUCGAGCGAUGACAAUCAGAUGAGCAAGAAGCGGAAAAAAAUCAAAAUUCAUAAGGGAAAAUUAAAUCGCUAACUCGACACUAAAAUUUUACAUCGAUGGAUCAAUCAAUGUCGUUGAAAUAUCUCCGCAUGAGACUAAAGAAGCUCAAUGUAAAAUUGCUGCGCAAGAGAAUGAUGGUGUUACUGGAAAAAUUAAAACUCUAAAUUUAAAAGUGUCUGGAUGUGGUUAAACUCGUUGUUAUUUAUGAGACAGUGGGCUUAUGAAGCACUAGAUUUUUCUUUAUCGCCGUAAAUACGAUAAUCGCUGAGGCCAUCGACCGAGUGCCUUCAGCUAUGCACACGGUUCAAUUUAACGGUUCAUAAGUUGAUGAAAAAAUCCGGAAAAUUCUGUAUUGAAGGGGAUGAUUGCAGGUGACAUUAAAUGCACGGAAAUUCACGGAAUUUCUUCUGCAGUCUGGAAAUUGAUUCAUUAAGUCUAAUGAAAUGACAGUUCUUGAAUAGUAAUACGAUUUGAGUGCUGCUCUAUAGUUUUCUAAAUAUUUUUUGUGAACAAUUGCUUCAAUGUCAAAAUGUGUAAAUGCUGGUGGGAAAUUUACCGAUGACUGAGGAUGAUUUCUCGUUAUAUUUUGGUGUGAGAAUUCAACGAGACAACGAUAUUACGUGUAAUCAGUCCUUGAUUGCUGUCGAAGGGGAGUUAUCCCUGGAAAUUUAAAUUUCAAAAUUAUUUGGACUCAUCAAUUACACCAGAAGUCUUGCUAUCGAUCUCCUGGCAGUGAUUAAGAAAAUUUUCCGUAAUGGAGAGGGUGGCUCGGGCGUAAAUAUGAGGGGUGAUAAAUAAGGAUACAAUGGAAAGGUGCGCGUACAGCAUCGAGUGAAAGUUGAUUAAGGGGAGAAGUUUUUUUUGUGUCGGCUGAGGUCGGAAAAUUGAUCUGAAAGGUGCACCAUGGAAACCUCUCCGACAUUGAGUAUCGGUGGAUCAAGGGCGAGAGCAGCAUUGCUGGCAACAACCACCACAACUGGAACAACUGACAGACGAGUUGUUUUUCUCGCCAGUUCACCGGGUGCAAGCAGUAACCACGAGACAAGAACAUGGCCUCAUAAUUGGUCCCCGAGUGCGACUGGACAUCAUUACAAAUCGCCGGAGGCAUCCCCUCAUACUGAAUACAAAUUGAGAAUGCCUAGAGGACAAACAAAUUGGUCGGAUGAGGCGGGCAAUUCAAACAGUAUAUCGAGGCAGAGUAGAUCACCCAGACAAGCCUCACCCAGUUCAAGAACGUGCACACCUCAGCACGAUGACUCGCACCAUCCGCCCUCCUGCAAUGGCUUCCGAUUCGGUGUCUACGGCUGGCGGAAGAGAUGUUUGUACUCUCUAGUGCUUGGGCUCAUGAUUAUGGUUGUACUCAAUCUCGCAUUGACUCUGUGGCUCCUCAAAGUCAUGGAAUUCAGUUCUGAGGGUAUUGGCUCGCUGAAGGUUGUACCGGGUGGUGUUGAACUGAGGGGUCAAGCUGCUAUUUUAGAUGCCCUCAUUGCAUCAAGUGUGAGGUCAAGAAGAGGUAGAAAUUUAGUGCUUGAAUCAUGGGGAAACUUUACUGCUUCAGCAAGAUCCCACGACGGACGUUUAUUAGCUAGAUUUACGCUCGGUGAGGACCGAGUUGACUGCAUAUCGAAGGGCUUUCGGAUAACAGAUCCCCGAGGCGAAGUGCUUUUUUCCGCAGACCGGGAGCAAGUUGUCGUGGGAGCGUCGAUGCUGAAGGUAACGGGCGUCGGGGGUGCAGUCUUCCGUGGAAGCGUGCAGACUCCUCUGGUACGAGCCGAGUCGGGGCAUGGCCUCAGAUUGGAAUCAGCGACACGAGCAUUGGAGAUAAAAGCACCAGAGCGUGUGGUAAUAGAGUCUCGCGCCGGUAAUAUAACAGCAUCAAGCCUGUCACACCUGACACUCCAGAGUAUCGAGGGUGCAAUCAAGUUCGACGCCAAUUCAGUCUUCCUCAAGGGUCUCAAAGUUGGUGGUACAAUUCAGAGACACAAUGCUAAAGAACAACAACGACCAAGAAACAGUAGAUCAUCGAGUGAUCAGAGAGACUCGAGUGUUUAUCAACUCUGCACAUGCGCCAAUGGAAAAUUGUUCCUAGCAAGACCAGAAGGCAUUUGCCAGGCAGACAAGAAUGUCUGCUAAUGUCGACUGAGGGCGAUCCCAACUGGGGGGGAUUCGCGCCAUUACUAUUCCUUUACCGUAUUUCCAGAUGGUGUGUUCAAUCAAUUCUGUAGGUGAAACAAUGACUUUUUACCUGUUGUAAUCAUUUAUAUUUACGAAAGAAUUCUCGUGCACUGGGGAUUCAACGAUUCGGCUUGUGUUAUAUUUUUUGAUGAUUGAGUCGAUGUAAGGCAUUGAGUGUUGUCAUGCAAAUAGUUUAUGAAAAUUAUGGAAUAAUGUAGAAUUUUAUGCGAGUAUUGGAGUUCGAAUGAACAACGGUGCCGAGAUUACCCCGCGAUGUAUAUCUUGUAUAUCAAUAAAACCAUGCGAUUAUCGUUAA
Molecule: messenger RNA, 2606 nt
Organism: Diachasma alloeum
Lineage: Eukaryota; Metazoa; Arthropoda; Insecta; Hymenoptera; Braconidae
Gene: Scgdelta
Product: zeta-sarcoglycan
Exons: 7
Coding region: 1019-2248 (409 amino acids)
Biological process (GO): cardiac muscle tissue development; heart contraction
Cellular component (GO): sarcolemma; sarcoglycan complex
Source: RefSeq, a predicted model, not a curated record